Messenger RNA from Loa loa (African eye worm), 483 nucleotides. RefSeq lists its product as hypothetical. The transcript is spliced from 5 exons. The coding region runs from base 1 to 483 and encodes 160 amino acids. The record is from RefSeq and is a predicted model, not a curated record. NCBI's taxonomy places the organism in Eukaryota, Metazoa, Nematoda, Chromadorea, Rhabditida, Onchocercidae.
AUGGGAACGAAGAGUGUGGAGAAAGUAAGAGAGCAAGGAAAUAGUGCUGAGUGGGGAGCCGAGGAGAAGCGAAUAGAGAAGGCGAUAAUGCAGACAUAUCUCACUGAGAUGUCGCGGGAUGCACUUCGGAGUGUAAUUAUUCCCUUGAGUACAACUGUGGUGAAAGUUCGACCUGACGAUAUUGCUAGUCAGAUCACUCUCGUUGACAUCCGCUCUUCACAGCAAUUAAUUCGCAGGCAAGAUAAAUGCUUCCACUGUGGUUUAUAUUUGCAAAUGAUUCGCAUUUUGUUAAGUCCUUAUUUUGGUCCAUCAGAACAUGGAAUCUUCGCGAAGUUGCGGUUGUUAUUUGAAAGUGAACACAAUUGGGAACGUUUACGAGAACAUCUAAAUUCAGCUAAAUUCCACCCAGCUUUGGUGUUCACGGUGGCCAUUAGCAUGACUACUUUUGGUAACAGCAAACGGCUUUCCGACGAUAUGUCAUAA